UGUAACAGCUGUAGUCACUAUACUUUUAAAACGUAAACAAGAUGACAGCGUGUGUUUGAGGUUUCCGAAACACAUGACGUUGAAUGUUUUAAUUAUAAUAACAGUUUCGACCUUGAUGUAGUGUGUGCUGCGAUCUGGCCAGAUUUCAGUGAACGACUCACAAUGUGGUAGAUUCCAAUAUGCCGUGGCCUUUGCAGUUGUUCUUUAAAAUGGCAGCCAUAUCGACCCAUGACUGUGAAAAGGGAAGCAAGAGGCCCCACUGCACCAUGUAGGGGACGAAUCAACAGAUCAGAACAAUAACAUCACCAUGACAAGCGAAGAUCUGCUUCAGCCUGGCCACGUGGUCAAAGAACGCUGGAAAGUGGUUCGUAAGAUAGGAGGUGGAGGGUUUGGAGAGAUCUAUGAAGGGCUAGACCUCGUGACCAAAGAGCAAGUAGCUCUGAAGGUAGAAUCAGCUCGACAGCCCAAGCAGGUACUGAAGAUGGAGGUUGCCGUACUGAAGAAGUUGCAAGGAAAGGAACAUGUAUGUCGCUUCAUCGGCUGUGGCCGCAAUGACCGAUUCAACUAUGUAGUGAUGCAGCUGCAGGGGAAGAAUCUGGCUGAACUCCGCAGGGCCCAACCCCGUGGCGCUUUCUCUCUUUCCACCACACUCCGUCUUGGCUUGCAGAUUCUCCGUGCAAUAGACUCCAUCCACCAAGUUGGCUUCCUACACAGGGACAUUAAGCCUUCAAACUUUUCUGUUGGUCGGCUUCCACACAAUGCUCGCAAAGUAUACAUGUUGGACUUUGGACUGGCUCGUCAGUAUACGACAGCUACGGGAGAAGUGCGUGCCCCUCGUGCUGCAGCGGGCUUCAGAGGCACUGUGCGCUAUGCCUCCAUUAAUGCUCACAAAAACAAAGAAAUGGGUCGUCAUGACGACUUGUGGUCUCUGUUCUACAUGCUGGUAGAGUUUGUGAAUGGACAGUUGCCAUGGAGGAAGAUCAAAGACAAGGAACAGGUUGGCCUAAUGAAAGAGAAGUAUGAUCAUCGGUUACUGUUGAAACACUUGCCUUCGGACCUACGACAGUUCCUGGACCACAUACAGUCACUAGAAUAUGCAGACAAACCUGACUAUGCUAUGUUGAUCGGCCUGUUUGAGCGCUGCAUGAAGCGUCGAGGAGUUAAAGAAUCGGACCCCUACGACUGGGAAAAGGUGCCGAACGUAACUUCUGUAACAGACAAUGCGGUACCUCCUGCAGCCACCACGUCACCUGCCAUACUCAGUCGACCAGUAACUGGCAUCCUGGGAGCUACUCGCAUAACUGACAACCUUGUGGAGGACAACCUCAUUACAAGCCUUGACAACAACCAGGAGAACAUUGAGCCGGACAACAAACGGGAACUUGAGGCGCAGCUUGACUAUGAAAGUGUGUGUCGAAGACGAUGUCACAACCUCCAUCAGGAAACGACAUCCCCCCUGGUGACUGAGACAAAUCGAGACCGAGGAGACAAGCUAGUUAUAGACAAGAAUUGCAAUGCUACCCUGGCUGCUACACAAGCCUCAAACCAGCCACUGGAUACGAACACACAACUUUUGCAAGGCUCACCAAAGAAACAACAGGUUGUACAGCGUCGAGCAGUUUCGAUGGCAGGGGUGGACCCCACACCAGAGACACAUCCGCAUCUCCAUCAUCACCACGCGCCUUCACCUGUCGCUCCUGCGGCUGAUAAAGCGGUGGAUUACGAGGGUGAUGCAGUGAUGGCAUCUGCUCGUAGCAAUUCGGACACGCAGCAGCAUCAGCAUGCUGGCAAGAAGGCAGGAAGCACGCCUACUUCAGGCACCAAUCAAAACCAGCAACAGGCACGCAAAUCAGGGACAACGUUCGGUCGGCUACGUGUUGUUACAGCACCUGCAACUUGUGUCCAGGAUCUGCAGGGUAAACUAAUUGGUGAGCUGGAGCAGAGAGCGGAUGAGAUAGGUGAGGAUGACAAGGACCGGAUCGCUACGCUGCAUGAUCUCAACAACCCUGAGCUACCGAGCCCCCGAGUUCGAGAGGCCACAACAGAGCCUGAUGGAUCCUACUACUCAUAUGAAGCAGCUAAAGCAGGUUUAAUGGGAUCAUCACCAGUCACUGAACAGCGAGACCCGUUGAAGGAACGAGUGAAAGAGCAUCGUAUACGGCGUUUUCACUCGUCAGGAGAUGCAUCCCGAAGACCAAUUAGUUGCAAGCUGAACAAUCGUGAUGCAUCUAUCACACAGUUUGCUGUGAUAGAUGAUGACAAUGUUUCAGCCUUGCAGCAGGUCACACGUGGAGGCGGAGGUUUGACGCUGGCAUCACAAUGGAAGUCGCAGUUUGACGACUCGGAGGAGACUGAUAAUGAGUGGAAGGGUGAGAACCUGCAGAGUCCUGAGCACAGACACACCCUCACCUCACAGGCUGCUUUUCCAGUGGAGCCCAUCCAUACUGGUGGUACUGUGACUGUGCCCGAGACUUCUGCUAUCGACAAACCAGCGCCUGUGCAGCAACUGAUAUCUAACCCAGUCCCACCACCUAUCACCUUAGCUUCAGCAGCUGCAACAACAGUAACAGCAUGCAAUGUUCCUGUAAGUCGUGUUCCACCAGAAUUGUCUCGAAUCAGUGAGGACUCGCGCCAUGAGAAACCCAGCCAUCAACAUUCACCUCAGGCCCAUGAUGAAACAUUACCUGUGGAUAACACAAGUAAUGGACAUCUGAAACCCUCUUCUGGUGGACAUCUUCGUUGCCUCAAUAUAACAGGCAUUGAGAGUUUUGUCGAGCUACAGGGAAUAUUACCGCGUGCUUGGAGCUUACCUCAGUUAGUGGGACAUAUUAGGCCGUGGUUAGAAGCGCCAUUGUUGCAGCAGGCUGCAUUUGACGAAUUAGUGUAUGAAGUGGAUGUGAUGAGGAACAUAGCGACACGGCAGACACAGACUGAGAAGGACAAGGCUGAACAUCGGAAAGAACGUGAGAGGCGUCCAAGCUUGCCUACAAUUGCCCUAAAUUCAUGUUCCUCAACGAUGAAAAAUGACAGAAGUUCUGCAGUUAGUAAAGUAGAGAUGGUUCCUGUUGAAAAUACACCAAGCCAACCUCAAAUACAGGUGAAGAUGCAGGAGGAAAAGAAAGAAGAAGAUGAGGAGGUGGAAGAGGAAGAAGAAGAAGAUGAAGGAAAUGUUAUGGAGCCAGUAGCAGGCCGGUUAGAGAUUAGAGUCCUUGAUCGUGCAGAAGGUUCAGCUGUGGUCGAGACUGUAAACAACUUGCCACCAACAAGUCAAGUUCCUGUCAAGAGGCCUGAACUAAAUGGAGCAGAAGAACAUCAUCUGAAGGUUAAUGUUGAAGACUGCAUACCGUCUCGAAAGCCAGUCUUGGUGGAAAACAGGAGUGAAAAAAAAGUGACAGAAAUAGUGUCAGACAGGAGUUCAAAACGUGAGGAGAAGAUUGGGCUAUCAAAAGUGGAAACAUUUAAAGUUGGGGCCAUUACAAAUGGGAAUACUGGCACUAACAAUGACAGGAACAGUCCAAUUAGUCCAAGUGGAGUGGGGCAAGAUGAUCCAUCUGUGUAUUUUGAUGCCAAUGAGGAGAAUGUUGCUUCUGCAGACAAUGCUCAGCAGUUGAACAACAACACAUCAGAUGGAUCUCAACAUGACAAGGAACUGCAUCGUCGUCAUUCUUCUUGUUUGUCCCCGGUUAUGGAAGCUGAAGAGCAAACCAGAAAACAACAACAACAACAACAAACAGUAUCAGCAUUGACAACCACUAGCACCACAACAGCCACCAAGAGCAAGAUUCCAGUUCCUGUUAAGAGUCCACGUGCCAGUUUCAUAGAUACAGAGCUAAUGAGUUGCAGGUCAUAUGAAGAAGAGCAGGCGGGGCUGAACAACAUGCUUCUCCACUCAGAGUCGAGUUCCUGCGUGCCCAUGGCAGUGCUGCCAUUACGACGCUGUUCGACACUGCCAGAUGCUCGGGGGGGAGGCUCAAACAACACGAGCUCGACAGAAGAUGACGCCGUGGCCCAGCAGCAGCUGACGUCGUGCACUCCAGCACUCAGACGGCGUAGGGAGAGGGAAUGCAAGUAUGUCACGGACCAGUCACAGCUAAACCUUCGCUUCCACCGCCCUGCACACAGGCAUCGUCAGCGGCCUGUUUCUGCUUCAGCUUCCACAGAGAUACGCUUACAGCAAUCCAUCCGGCACAGCCACAUGACUGCUUUCUUCUUUGCUUGCCCACAUGAGAGUCCACAUCCACUGCUGUCUGUGAAGACCCCAGUACUAGCGUCCACAGGGUCUGUUCCUCCACGGGGAAUCCUGAGUCAUCUCCUUGCAUGCCCCACUACACGAGGGGCUGAGGAGAGCAGCGAAGCAGACAGCGACUCAUCAGGUGGACCCCCACGGCCCCAUCCACCUCCCUUGUCUGAUAUGAGGCCGAUGGAGAACGACGCUAGGUGCCGUCGUUUCCACCCAGUAGCUGCUGAUGUUCAUGACACAUGAAGACUUGUUACAUUUCCCUCACCAAACUGAAUGUUUGCUGGCUACCAGAGUGCACGAGAGUGUUUAUCUGCCAUGGCAAAGUGUGAUAUCAUUAUGGCUGAACCCUUAAUAUAUUUUAUAAACUUGUGUUUUAUCCAAGAGUAAAAGAAAUAAUUGCGCAAUGGAAUCAAUAUGAGAAUUCAGAUCUCCUAAUAUCUGUUGGUUUAUUUUUAAUAAUUUAUAUUUUAAUUUAUUAAGAAUAUGACUGUAGUUACAUUUAUUGCUCACUUCAUUUAUUUGUGCUAGUCAUGUGAUCAUGCUCCAAGAAGCUCAAGGGCAGCCAUUAUUUAUAAAGAUUGUAAACAUCUCUAGUCAGAACUCAAGUGUUUUGAAUUAUUAGAGAGAGAAUUUUUUAUCCAACCACUCACUGGUUUUAAAAGUUUGAGGAGUGUCUGGAAAGUUCCCCGAGACUUCUUACAUGUUAGAACAAAAGUAAUUGUAAAUCCAGAAAUAUAUUAUUCCUUGUUGGCAUUGUCUUUUUAAGGCAUCAAAUAUAUUUUGGCUUUUACAGUGGUGUUUGCUAUUAAUAAUUCUGCGACUAAAAUAUCACAGUACUUCUCAUAACUCAUUUCACGUUGGAUAUGUUUAAUAUCCACUGUGCUUAUCCUAAAAAGCACUCCAUCAUCAUGUUGCUGCAUUAGCGAAACAGGUUUUGAAACUUGCAGAGGACUGCACCAAAACACAAGACACCUUGAACCUGGAAACUUUGCAAACACACCUCUCUGUAUUGUUUUCCUAAUGGUUGGAAUGCUUAAUUUUCUAGGAUGAUGAAUAUGUUAAUGAUGAUAUAGUGGUGCCCCCAAAACAAUGAUGCCAUCUGCUAGAAUAUAUGGCUGGGUCAUAUAACAACAUAAGGGUAAGUGGCAUCAUUUAUCAUUGCGGGUAACCAGUAUGAGAGAUGAAUUUUAAGGAGGUUAAUGUGAAUGCUUGAGAUUAAAAAUAUACAUUACUUUGAUAGGUGAUACCAGAACUGUAAGUUUAUAGUUACUACUUGUGUUUCAUGCCAUGCAUUGUAAAUAUUCAUGAAAUAUUGUAUAUUUUGUUUGUAUUUUAUUUUUAAGUCUUCAAAUUAAGCUUGUAACAUUAUGGAGAACAUGAAUAAUAAAAAUACUAUGAAAUA
Molecule: messenger RNA, 5642 nt
Organism: Zootermopsis nevadensis
Lineage: Eukaryota; Metazoa; Arthropoda; Insecta; Blattodea; Termopsidae
Source: RefSeq, a predicted model, not a curated record